AUGCAUGUUUCAAAAUUUUUGCUAGUCUUGCUCCCUGUUCUCGCCAAUUGCACUGGUUUCAUUCGUCUGAACUUCACAUCAUCUCGACGAAUCAAUAUCAAAAUUGAGAUCAUUGAUGAAUCUCAAAAAUCCUUCGAAUUGCCCCUCUACCCAAACAGUACAAGAUCAGCAGUUUUUGAUUUGCCUGAGUAUAAAGGAUAUGUUGAUUAUAAAAUCACAAUGAUUAGUAUGUUCACUGGAACCGUAACUGGCUCAAUGGUCCAUCGCCGGAUUCAUCUUGACCAAAAAUAUUCGAAUGAUGCCUUCAGUUCUGAUGGUAUUCUUUUGUCAAUUCAAACAACUUAUGAGUGUGCAGGGUGAGUAAUUUAUUUAUUUAUUUGCUAAGGAUUAUAAUUCUAACUAUUUCAAAUUUCAGAAACUUCUAUGGUCCUCGUUGCGAACAACAAUGCGAUAACAAACUCGCCAAUUUGGCUCGUAAACGUUGUGACAAAAUGGGAAAAAUCAGAUGUGACUACGGAUGGAUGGGACCAAAAUGCAGUCAAGGUAUGUUCAUUUGUUUACCCAGGUGUAACCUUCAUUAAUCUCUUUUAUUUUAGCCGUUGAUCCACGUAAAUGCUCAUGCGAAAACUCAGGAAUCUGUGUCACAACAUCUUUCUCAAAUACAACUCUCGAAUGUGAAUGUCAAAAUGGUUUUGCUGGAGACAAGUGUGAAAUUAGUCUUGGAAGAAACGAAAAAGCUGUUCCAUCAGAAUCUUGUUCAAACAAAGAUGUUUGUCUUAAUGGAGGAACUUGCUUUGCGAAUGGACCAAAACAUUUCUGUGCUUGUGCUCAUGGAUUUGACGGAGAAUUUUGUGAAAUCAGUCUUCGAGGAGAUCAAAGAUCUAUUUCGGAAAUUGAAAAGAAAGAAGGAUACAAUUAUUUUGUUAUAACUUGCACAAUCUUUUCUCUCUUCAUUUUAUUAUGCAUUGCCUGCUGUUUUACUUAUCGUAACCGCGGUUCACGAUCAGAUGCUCUUCAACGCGGACAAACCUUCGAUUUCCCUCAAAUGGCUAAAGUUGAUGUUGUUAUGGUCAAAUCAGAUGAAAAACAAAUAUAUACUAUUGAAAAUGAUUAUACGACUGCUCCAAUUAAAUCAACUGAUCCAGUUUAUUCAACAAUUCAUCGCCCUCCACCACCACCAUCUCAAUUUCCCCCACCGACACCAAUCUGGCCCUAA
Molecule: messenger RNA, 1216 nt
Organism: Caenorhabditis angaria
Lineage: Eukaryota; Metazoa; Nematoda; Chromadorea; Rhabditida; Rhabditidae
Source: the annotation of a GenBank genome assembly